AUGUGGGAUCCGUUUGGCUCUCACCACGCCCUAAACUGGGCCCUCAAAAACCUAGCCAUGUGCAAUAAACGCUUUCGACGUAUCACCCUUCCCUCUUUAUAUCAUGACGUGCGCUUAAAUGCACCAGAUCGAAUAUAUCCAUUUAUCCUUUGUUUGGUUGAUUCUCCGCACUAUGGAUCCCUUGUGAGGAGGAUCUCUAUCGGUGUCGAUAACACGUUCCGGCGCAAUCUGAGAAUCAAGAAAGGCCAAAUCACCGAGUCUGACACGUCAAAGAUUCUAGAGAAAUUGAAGGAGCUUUCCUUACCGGCAGCCCUCAUCAAAAAGGUAGGAGAGACUGAAGACGCUGACUGGGCCGUGGCGCUGUGCCUGUUGCCCCUACUUACGAAAUUGGAGGGCUUCUCUAUCCAGUUCAAAGAUUCGAAAGACCGUCAAGAUUUCAACGCUCAUGCCCCAAUAAUUUUUCAGCCACACUUCCUCAGUCCAUCUCUGCGCUCGGUGUACCUCGAGGUAGAUCGCUGUGGCUGGAUGUCUUUGAAUGUAGAGGUUCUCACUUCGUUAAUGUCGAUUCCAUCGAUCAAAGAAAUAUCCGUCUCUCGGAUAGGAUCAGGAAUUGAGCCUAGGGAUACUUCGUUGCCAUUUCCUCCAAGCCAAAGUAGCGCGCACCCACAUUCCAACGUAGAAACGCUACGAAUCUCCGAAUCCAUGGUUUCGGAAAAUACUAUUACAACUCUAUUGGGGCUUUCACGGUCUCUCACAAAGUUUGUUUAUAUCGAGCGGAGGUGGUUAGAAACUCCUCGUUCGCUAAGGCGAUUUCAAGAAGCAAUCAAUAACGUUUCGAGUACCAUCGAGAAACUAGCUCUAGAACUAGGUGGUAGCGUGUUUGUGCCAAACCGAAUCCUUUCAUUCUCCAAUUUCACAUCUCUCGUGGAGUUAUCCAUUAGUUGGGACCUCUUAUUCGACCAGGACCCGGGAGACAUUAUUAACCGACUACCUUCGUCUCUGGAGACUCUACUCCUUCGAAGUCCGCAACGCUAUGAAGACGGCGUAAACGCGAAAAUCAUCGAAUGCUUCACUGUAAUCCUCAGGGCAAAGUCGGUUACCGUUCUACCUCACCUCGACACGAUUGCCGUGAACGACCCAACAUUUGACUGGACUUCGUUCAUGGAUAUGGCAUCAGAAAGAGGUGUCAAAAUAAGACCAUGGGAUCCGGUUGACCAACUGAUGUCAGAUCCCUAUGUAAUGAGUGUCUCAUGA
Messenger RNA from Acaulospora colombiana, 1254 nucleotides. The record is from the annotation of a GenBank genome assembly. Lineage: Eukaryota; Fungi; Glomeromycota; Glomeromycetes; Diversisporales; Acaulosporaceae.